UUGUUCUUUCCUUUCAAAGACUAUCACUUGAUCAUCAUGACUGACGAUCGGCUUCUUACGACAGACCCAAACCAAAACAUCCCACGUGAUGAUAGAUCCCCUACAGUUGGACUGAGACCCGACAACAAUCCAAUGAUGCAGAGUGGUAGCGGAAUGCUGACCACCUUGAUCAACUCGGAGGAGAUGAGGACGGCAGCAGAGUCGGCUCUAAAUGAGAACCGUCAGCUCAAAGAACAAUAUGCGCAAGCAAUUGCUUGUCUCGGAGCAUGGAAACCAAAAAUUGUAGAGUUGGAGAAUUUUAAGGCUGUGAACACUCAGCUCAAGAAGUCGUUUGUGGACCUCCAUGAGAAGUCCAGGAGGAAGGUCCAGGCACUGCAAGAAGAGAUUAAACAGCUCCAGGAACAGAUUUCCAAGUACCAGAACCAGGAAUCCCCUGAUCUGCCUGUAGGAGGCCAGGAGUCGUACUGUGGACCUAUCCUAGAGGAGCUGAAGCACCACAUGCAGGCCGUGGAACAGAUCCUACUUCAGGAGCUCUCCAGCAUGAAGCAGGAACAUCGGGAGAAAGACAUCUUGGAGAAGCUGAUGGAACAUAUCAAGAAAGCAGAGGAGAUCCUCGCUACUGAGGAUGUCGAAAUGUAUCAAGGUCCGUCAAGAUCACUUCGUCAAGAGGGACAAGAUCCGGAACGUCAGACGGGGAAGUCACCUCCAAGAGAGGGAAAACCGACCCCUUCUCCACUCUCUCCUACUGGUCAACGUGCAUAUGACCAAUCCAUGGACAAUGUUCUCGGUCAGCUCCAGAAUCUCCAGAAGCAGGUCUCGGAUACAAACAGUGCCCUUAAUAAGGAGCGAAUGCGGAACGAGGCGCUGGACGCACAGCUGAAGAAGAGCCAGGCCGAGCUGCGUACUCUGCAAGGGAUGCGGGAGAGUCACGUUGCCGAGGCGAUCGAACGACAACGUCGAGAGGACGACAUGAAGCACAAGACAGAGAUGGAUGAAAUGAUGGCUAAGCUGGAUGAGCUGACGUUACUGGCAGCAGAGAAGCAUCAGAAGCAAGCCUUUGAUGAGGAGCCAAGAUACCAUAGUGCCAGCAAUGAACUAAAGCAGCAAGUUACUAGUCUCGUCGCAGAGCUUGACCUGAAAGAUAGAUAUCUGGAUGAAGAGAAAUCGCAUGUUAAACAGCAGCAGCAAGUAAAUGAACAAUUACAGAGGAGGGUGACGAUGUACCACGACGAGCUUGCCAAGGCGAGACGAGAAGCACAGAGUUACAUUGAUACUGUUCACGGGGAACUGAAGAGAAAGGAAACCCUGUGUCAAUCGGAGAGACAGAAGGCUUUACAUGAGAAGUUACAGCAUGACAAGUGCAAGGAAGAAUUAGGUGCUGUGCAAGUCAAACUAAACCAGCUACUGAAAGACAAGAGUAAGUACCAAGAGAAAGAGGACCGAUACUUAGCAGAGAUUUUAUCUGCAGAGGAGGCUAUUGAGGCCAAGGAACGGGAGAAAUUAAAGUUUGAACAGCUGGCUAAGAAAUAUGACAAUGAAAGACACAUUUGGAAAGAACAGAUGGAGGUGUGCAAGGAUGAUUUCAAGGCCGAGCGUAAAGCGAGGGAAAACAUGCACACGGAGAAGGUUGAACUGCAGGCUCAGAUUGAAAACUUGCUGCGGGAGAACAAGAAGAUGGAGAGCGAACUCCAAGACUUCCACCGGGAACGGCUGCAUGCUGUGGCGGGGACUGCGUAUGGGCCGCCGACAGGCUUUGGUUAUGAUAGGAGAGGGGGUGGGGAGGUGUUUGGCAUGAGACGCCAUGUUUACGAAGCUCCCGGUGAAGAUGAAGCAGGAAAUGUCGAUCGAUUCCCAGAAACAUAUCAGCCUCAAGAGCUUCGAACACCCCAACAGGUUACCACAACAAACUGGUGCCCCAAGUGCCAACAGACGUUCCCCGAUUACGACACUCUCAACAUCCACUUAGCAGACUGCAUAGACUGAGGUUCAGGGUCAUGAUUCAUGGAUUAACAAAGAAUUAAGUGUGACUUAAAGUUGUGCUUAAAUGAUGAUUUUCGAUUGAUGCCAAACGGUGAAAUUCAUGGACGUAUACAUUCAGCGGGCAUUCCGUGAACAUGGUCUGGGCCAGUUGCAGAAUAGUAAUAAUGUUUACACUCAUCUUUUAAAACAAAUCAAUCGCAAGUCCCAAAUUUCUUUGUUGGAUCGUUGAAUUUCGAGCUUUGAUUGAUUUCUGGAGUUCAGUUUAAUUCCAACUCUCUUUGCAAUAUUCCCCAGUGACCAGGCACCGCAUGCAAAAUAUGAUUUACGUAUGAUUUCAAGUCACUGUAAAGUCAUUGUGAAACACCCAAAGAUCUCCAAGUCAACUGUAUUGUUAAAUUCUAAGAAAUAGUAGUUAAGUGAAUAUAUUAAUCAAAAUUUUACCUUUAUUUUGAAAGGAAAAUAAAGCAAUAGAAACGGCUAAUACAAAUUUAGGGUGCACA
This is a messenger RNA of Lytechinus variegatus (green sea urchin), 2480 nucleotides long. RefSeq names its product NF-kappa-B essential modulator-like. The record is from RefSeq and is a predicted model, not a curated record. Gene Ontology annotation, biological process: regulation of canonical NF-kappaB signal transduction. Lineage: Eukaryota; Metazoa; Echinodermata; Echinoidea; Temnopleuroida; Toxopneustidae. Bases 37 to 1983 code for a protein of 648 amino acids. Gene Ontology annotation, cellular component: cytoplasm; nucleus. Gene Ontology annotation, molecular function: K63-linked polyubiquitin modification-dependent protein binding. The transcript is spliced from 12 exons.